CUGUCCUGGUGUAACUGUCAGAGCAUAAUGGUGGCAUUUAAAGGGAUCUGGACCAAGGACUUCUGGAGGGCUGUGUCUGGAGAAUACCUGGCCACUCUCAUCUUUGUCCUUCUAGGCUUGGGCUCCACCAUCAACUGGGCUGCGGGGCAGGAGAAGCCUCCUCCAGCUGACCUAGUCCUUAUCUCGCUGUGCUUUGGCCUCAGCAUUGCCACUAUGGUGCAAUGUUUUGGCCACAUCAGCGGCGGACACAUUAACCCCGCCGUCACUGCGGCUAUGGUUGUGACUAGAAAGCUGAGCUUGGCGAAGGCUGUGUUCUACGUGGUGGCUCAGUGCCUGGGAGCUAUUACUGGAGCUGGGAUCCUCUACAUAGUCACACCUGCUGCUGUUCGAGGCUCUCUCGGCGUGACCACGGUGAACUCUGACAUCUCGUUGGGACACGGCCUCCUCGUGGAGCUCCUCAUCACGUUCGAGCUGGUCUUCACCGUCUUCGCCACCUGUGACCCCAAACGCACGGACCUGGGUGGCUCUGCAGGCCUGGCCAUCGGCUUUGCUGUCGCUAUAGGUCACCUAUUCGCAAUUCCCUACACAGGCGCCAGCAUGAACCCUGCUCGCUCCUUUGGUCCCGCGAUGGUCACGCUUAACUUCGAGAGCCACUGGGUGUACUGGGUGGGACCCAUUCUGGGGGGCAUCCUGGCCGCCGGCUUGUACGAGUACCUGUACUGCCCCGACCCCGAGGUGAAGGAGAGGCUGAAGCACGUCUUUAAGAAGGACACGUCGGGGAAAUACAGGGAGGUGGAGAGUGACGACGUCGCCGUCAAGCCGGGCUCCAUCCACACCAUCGAUCUGGAGAAACAGGAGAAAAAAGACCCUUUCCACGACUCCAUGGGAGAAGUGCUGUCCUCUGUAUGACUAUCACGUGCACUGGAGAUGGAGACCAAUUUGUAGAGCGGGAUGGCAAUCAAAAACUUUCUAGUGUUCAUCUGGAAGCUCCCCUCCCCCCCCUUUGUCCUCGGAGCAGAAUAUGAUUUCUGUCCACGACACAACGUUGUCGUAUUAAUUUCCUUGUCGUAACACGGCUCAAUCUCUCAAACAUCUGCAGCCUGCUCGAUACUCCUCCUGAGGGGCAACUCCCUCAACGAUCCUGCAGCCUGGUGGGCGCACACCGCGGACUGACAGCCCGCAAUACGUUGUGUUAGGGAAAUAUGUGUGGGGUCAACCAAUUACGUGGGGUCAUCACGCUGAAUUGGAGAAGUGAAGUAGAAAAUGCACCCUUGUUAUUUUUGGAUUAGUGUCACAUUUGGUCCGUGUAUCGUAUAUGUAAUAAAAGGGGAGAUUUUCCUUGUGAUCAUUAAGCACAUUACAGAUCACAAGCAAUUGAAGACAGCUCUGACAACCUUUAUUAUCACAGUCGCGUUGCCGGGCUCUCUGUUUUCAGUGCGCUCGUCGGGGAAACAGCUGGUUCAUUUACAUUUAUUUUUGUAGAAACUCUAUCUCCACUGUUUUGGGUGUUUAUAAUGUCUGUUACUGUGUGAUUUUUCUAUUUCAUAAAAACACUUAGCUGGUUUUAUUUUAUCGCUCUAGAGUCUUGUAGCACAUCUUAUCUAUGAUUUCCUGUUUAUCAGACUUCAGCGUUUAAUUUAUUGGUAGGAUGUUUGACUUACCUGUGUCAAAUUCUGCAGUGAUCAUACACCGCAAGUGCAACAAGAUGUACAAGAUAUUGUAAUAAUAAACAUUUUUCUAAUUAUUCU
Molecule: messenger RNA, 1748 nt
Organism: Stegastes partitus (bicolor damselfish)
Lineage: Eukaryota; Metazoa; Chordata; Actinopteri; Pomacentridae
Product: aquaporin-4-like
Exons: 4
Coding region: 28-909 (293 amino acids)
Biological process (GO): water transport; transmembrane transport
Cellular component (GO): basolateral plasma membrane; plasma membrane
Molecular function (GO): water channel activity
Source: RefSeq, a predicted model, not a curated record